This is a messenger RNA of Capsicum annuum, 1214 nucleotides long. Its product is annotated as probable 2-oxoglutarate-dependent dioxygenase AOP1. Lineage: Eukaryota; Viridiplantae; Streptophyta; Magnoliopsida; Solanales; Solanaceae. Gene Ontology annotation, molecular function: dioxygenase activity. The transcript has 3 exons. Bases 64 to 1017 code for a protein of 317 amino acids. The record is from RefSeq and is a predicted model, not a curated record.
UAUACACACAAGACACAAGUACACAAAAACAUAAUAAACAGUAAGAAAAAUAAAAGAGAAAGUAUGGGUGUUUUUAGUGCUCCAAAAAUAGAUUUUGGAAAGUCAUCAGAGUUGAAAAAAGGAAGUGAAAAAUGGAAUUUAUUGCGGGAUGAAGUUUUCAAAGCUUUAGAAGAAUAUGGUUGUUUUGAGGCUUUGCUUGAUGGAGAAAUUCCAAAAGUGAAACUAUAUGAAAAGUUGAAAGAAGUUUUCAACUUUAAUUUGGAGAAAAUAUUUGGAAAUACACAAAGUGUUUUAGUAGGUUAUGAUAGGUAUAAACCUAAAGCACCACUUCAAGAGAGAUUGGUGAUUCCCAAUGUCCUCAAUGAUGGUGUUAUUGAGAAUUUUUCUAAAAAUCUUUGGCCUGAUGGAGAGUCUGAAUUCAGUGAUUUGGUGCUCACUUACUCCAAGAAACUAUCAGAAUUUGAUGAUUUGGUAAAAAGAAUGGUAUUUGAGAAAUUGGGAUUGGAAAAAUACUUGGAUGAACACAAAAAAUCAGGUGAUUAUUUACUUGCUAUGAUCAAGUACAGAGCACCUAAAGCUGGAGAGACAAAUGUUGGAAUACCUCCACAUACUGACAAUAUCAUUUCAACAAUUUUAAGCCAACAUGAUCAAGAUGGGCUGCAAAUUUUGGACAAAAAUGGACAAUGGCUUGAUGUUCAAUUCUCAACACCUAAUUCAUAUGUGUUCCUUGUUAGUGAUUGUUUGAAAGCAUUUACAAAUGGUAGACUGAAUUGUCUUAUUCAUCGAGUGAUAAUAGGGAAUGAAGAGAGGUAUUCUGUGGGUUUUCCAUUAAUUCCUAAAGAAGGAUAUAUCAUAAAAGUUCCAGAAGAACUUGUUGAUGAAAAUCAUCCUUUGCUUUACAAGCCCUUUGAUGGUUCCAAACUUCUUCCAUUUUAUAUGGCGGAGGGAAGACGCGGUGUUUCUGCUACUCUCGAAGACUUCUGUGGUGUCUCAACCAACAAUCCAAACUUGUCUUGAUACUUGAUUGUGGCCGGGGCCCUCUCCUCAUUUUGCUAGUUCUAAACUACCAUUUUCCUUAUGUAUGCUUGUAUUAGCGAGGUUUAUUACCUUAUUAGGAUUAGUAAGGUAAGACCUCGAUCUCCUUAUUUUUACUCUUUCUCUUUAAGUUUUUUGUUUUUCAUAUUAAUAAAACACUAGUUGUGGUGGGAUUGUCA